AUGUUUUCUACAAAAAUCAACAUCUUUUUAACCGGUGCAACUGGUUACAUUGGAGGAAGUAUUUUAACUGCGCUUCUUCGACAUCCAAAUGCUUCGAACUUUAAUAUUACUGUUCUUAUUCGUGGUGAAAAUGAGAGAGUGAAGAAAUUGUCCUCACUGAAUGUUACACCUCUAAUCGGUUCCAAUGAUUCAUUCGAAAUCAUUGACAAAGCUGCAAGUGAAUCCCAUGUCGUCAUUCAUACUUCAAAUUCAUCUGAUGAUCUUCCAUCAACUAAAGCUAUUAUUUCUGGUUUAAACAAACGAACCAAAGAAACAGGAAAACCAACAAUUUAUAUUCAUACAAGUGGUACAGGUGUUCUUAGCGAAGAUGUUCGAGGUAAGCCAGGCUCAGACAUAGUCUAUUCUGAUCUUAAUCCUAAUCAAAUCAAUGGUCUUCCUGAUGAACAACUUUAUCGUGAUAUUGACCUCUUCAUUAUUAACUCAGCAGAUGCAAAUCCUCUUUUAAAAACUGUUAUUAUUCUUCCACCUCUUGUUUAUGGUAUCGGCACAGGCCUAUUCAAUCGUACUUCUUUACAACUUCCAGUUCUCGUUCGAGCAGCUUUAAAACGACAUAAAGCUGAAAUGAUUGGACCAGGUCAAGCAAUAUGGAAUAGCGUUCAUAUUGCUGAUUUAUCUGAUGCUUAUAUAAUUAUUUUUGAUCAACUUCUUGCUGCAUAUGGUCCUGAUGCCAAACCCGAUAUACAACCAAGUCCAUAUCUAACAACAGGACGAGAAGGUUAUUAUUUUGUUGAGAAUGGAACUUAUACUUGGCGACAACUCUCAGAAAAAAUUGGUGAAGUUUUAUACAAGAAAGGUAUUGCUAAGUCACCUGAUGUUACAAGUUUUCCAGAUAAUGAAGUAGAAAGUAGCCUUUGUGGCACUGUUAGUUGGUUUUUAAUGGGUAGUCAAGCAAAUUCAAAAGCUGAAAGAAUUAGAAAAUUGGGAUGGAAACCAUAUCGACCAAGUCUUUUUGAUAGUGUUGAAGAACAAGUUGAUGUUUUAAUCAAUAAUACCAAAGAUUAA
This is a messenger RNA of Rotaria sp. Silwood1, 1062 nucleotides long. Lineage: Eukaryota; Metazoa; Rotifera; Eurotatoria; Philodinida; Philodinidae. The record is from the annotation of a GenBank genome assembly.